Heterobilharzia americana is the source of this 3210-nucleotide messenger RNA. Lineage: Eukaryota; Metazoa; Platyhelminthes; Trematoda; Strigeidida; Schistosomatidae. The record is from the annotation of a GenBank genome assembly.
AUGAGCUUAUACAGGUUGGCCGCAGAAUUUGCUGUGUCAAAUGGCAUUCUCAAGCAAGUGGAUGGCAAUCCUUUCAUAUUGUCUUGUACAUUGUUGCCAUCUCCCAUGCCGAAAUCGCUACUUUAUCGUGCACAAGAAGUUCAGUGUGACUUCAAUCUACUCUAUCACAAGGCUGCCAUGGAUCACGAAUUCCUGGAGGCAGUGUUAAAGCCUGUCUUAUGCGUAGAUUCCUAUCUUCGGUCUCUGUGGGAUAUCUAUCUACGCGUCAGAUGUAGUGCUGUCAUGCAGGAUUUAGUUUUAGGACUUAAUCGAUCUGAUUACAUGCUUCAUCUAGAAGAAGAUUUAUGUGAUGAAAAACGAGAGUUUCUUGCAAAUCGGCUAGGCAGCACGAGAGUUGCUGCAAGAUAUGAGGUUGAAUCUGAUGAACAUGUAUGGGAUGGCUUAUCUCUUCGUCAAGUUGAAUUCAAUAUGAUUGCGUGUAGUUUCUGUGGUCUGAUACAAUGUCUCAUUCCUCAGCACCGGAUUGCACUGUCUCUUCAUGGGUUGUUCAAAGAUAUAAAUGUUCGUGUACCAGAUUGCUUUUCUGCUGAUAGAUUUUCUGAAGCUUUACUCUUCGCUUGUCGUAUGUAUGUCGAAGAUUGUUUCAAAAGGAAAUUGGUGACAACAAAGGUAUCAAUUCUUAUCGUAGUUGGUGAAAAUGAAGGAAACAUAUAUGAUCAUCGAGUUUUGAUUGGUCGUCUUUUGUUGAAAAAUCCUGAAAUUAACGUUUUAUAUCAUUCAUUUAAUUAUCUAAAAACUGGGCUGAAAUUAGAUUCAAACCUCCGUUUAUUUGUAGACAACGAAGAAAUAGCUGUUGUUUACUACAGGACUGGUUAUACUCCAGGUGCUUUUCCUGAUGAUGAAACUUGGAAUGUCAAAUAUCAACUGGAACAAUCAUUAGCCAUUAAAUGUCCAUGUAUUCAAUAUUUGCUUGUCAACACAAAAAUUGUGCAGGCUGCUUUAUCUAAAAAGAAAUAUUUAUCUAGAUUUUUCCAGCCUGGUAGUUUAAGUUACCGCAACAUCAUGUCUACUUUCACUAAUCAGUAUACCUUGGACGAAGAAAUGGGCAUAUCAAAUUCAACGGAAAUUCAACAGGUGAUUAGUGAUUGUAUGCUCAAGCCUGAAAAUUAUGUUUUAAAACCACAAAGAGAAGGCGGAGGAAAUAAUUAUUUGGAGGUAUUUUUUUCAAUUACAUACUUUUAAAGUUGAAGUGUAAACUUCAAUUCUCUGAUUAAUGCAACGAUUUGCAUACGCUUUUUAGUGGAGUGCUACUUAUGUUGAUUAUGCGAGAAUUGACAAUAUCCUCCUAUUGCUGAAAUAAAAAGGUUAAUGAAAUGUGAAUUAAUUCACUGACCAGUUUGGGUGAAAAUAAAGCUUAAACUUUUAUACAGCAUAAUCAUCUGAGUUUAAGCGUCACUUGAUUAAUGUUUUUACAGCCUUAUCAACCAUGAAUACAGCUUAAUUCUUUAGCUUUUACUAUGAUUCAAAGUAAUUUGUGAAAAUGAGAGUUUGUGUGUAAAAAUGUAUGUGAUACUUUCUUAGCAUUCAUAAUGUAUGGCAGUAGAGUGAAUGUUCACUUUUUGUCUGCAUGAUCUACACGAAGAAUGUGUAAGUUUAAACACUUCUAAAGACAACUAUGUAUGAAACUGUUCAUCGAGUUUUUACAUAAUAUCGAAGAAGGUAAAAAGAAGAUCGAAGGAAAUAUUUUGAAAUCUAAGCCCAAAUUCCCAUUUGUGGUAGAGUACUUUUUUGCGUCGAUGAAUGUAUGAAUAAAAAUUCUUUAAUCAGCUAGGCAGUAAUUUUACUGAUUUUAUUUUAAUGUUAAACAAAUUUUCAAAUGAGGUUGCUUUUGGAUAGAACCAAUAACUGAUUAGUGUUUUUUUCGAAUAAGCAAACUAAUGUGCAGAUCUUCAUAAGUUGGAUUUAGCAUAUCCCCCCUACUGACAUGAUGUUAGAACCUAUAAAUGAAACUUCACUGCAGAAAAUUGAUUAAUAUGCACGCUAAUAUUUACAAGAUCAACAACGGGAUAACACAGGCAACAUCGUGUAAACUUUACCCUUCAUACAAGAAGUGACUAUCGUGACUUACUGGCCUAGUGGAUAACACUCUGGUGUCUGAAGUGACCAGUCUUUGGUUCGAGUCUUAGGGGGAACACCGUUGCUCAUUGAGAGGCAGGUACGUCCGGUUGACGAAUCCCAAACAGGAAGAAACGUACGUCCUGGAUUCGACUGCCACUUACCAUCUACCAUUAUUAUCAAGUUAUCACAUGCCAACAGAGACUGAUCAUUUCGGUCCAAUCAAUGACGAAGUAAUACAAGCAACAUCAUAUCAAUGUCAUUAUUUAUGAAAAAUAUGCAACCAAAUGUAGGUUAAUACCCUGUUCUGUGAGCUAACUCUCUUUCCUUAGAUGGGCACUUGGCAUAACUAAUUAACUUCCCAAGUAAAUAUAAUACCUAUCGCAUAAAAAAAAUGUGUACCACUUAUGUUUACCUGAACCCCAAUAGGUGGUACGGCUUGACAACCCGGCCACUUUGUCUUGGUUGAGACAGUAUCGACAAACACAAUGAAUUGUUCGACAUUAGGUUUCGUGUUUCUUGGUAACUAUCGGGGAAAAGUGUUUACAAAUUAGAAGGAAAUUGUAUUUUCCCAGAUAUUGAAACCUGUGUCUCUCAGGUUUUGUCAUUAUGUGCUACCUAGGCUACAAAUGACUAUCUGUUAAACGCAACUGUGCAAUCGAUUUGUCAACUUAAGAGUGAUCAUAGGUUUACUAAGAGUUAUUGCUACGUCUUUAUGAUGAGGACCAACAAUCACAAGACCUACGUUUAAAGUUCCUGUCGGUUGGCUUCUGAAUCUACUAAAACUAAUGCGCCUCUAUGACGUGUCAUGUAGCCUUGUGUUCACAUUACGAACUUGAUUUACACGCUUCAAAAAGCACUGUAGACUUGACACACACCUUCCAGCUUUUAAUUUGUGGUCAGUAAUGCAUAUACAACUAAUUACUUUUAAGAAAUGAUUUGGUUCGUAUCUAAGUAUUUUUGAUUAUUCCUUUUUAUAGUAUAAACAAUCACUACAUCAAUUAUAAUGUGUACUUGUAUUUAUAAAUGUUACUGUAAACAAAUUGUUUUCUUCCUACUAUUCAUGCUGACAGUGGAUAUUGUGCAGAAAUUGAA